Molecule: messenger RNA, 3841 nt
Organism: Scleropages formosus (Asian bonytongue)
Lineage: Eukaryota; Metazoa; Chordata; Actinopteri; Osteoglossiformes; Osteoglossidae
Gene: msh3
Product: mutS homolog 3 (E. coli)
Exons: 24
Coding region: 183-3476 (1097 amino acids)
Biological process (GO): somatic recombination of immunoglobulin gene segments; mitotic recombination; mismatch repair
Cellular component (GO): nucleus
Molecular function (GO): ATP binding; mismatched DNA binding; ATP-dependent DNA damage sensor activity
Source: RefSeq, a predicted model, not a curated record
UGAAGCGCCAGGGCUGCCCUGUGGGGAGACUCGUGGGUUGCGAUAGACACAGAGUUCUGGAGCUGUUACUGACAGUUUAUAGAGAGUCCGCAGACUCUUACUGACAGGUUUCCGACACAGCUGCGACUGUACAGAGGCCGGGUGCAUCACUGCAGAUGGGAGGGGAGCAGUAACGCGGAGCCAUGCCGAAGGCGAAGCCGAGCGGGAGGAGCGGCAGCGCGCAGCCCACCGUCAGCCGCUUCUUCACUGGGCCGCUUUUUCACUGCAACUCCGCGGCUCGCCGGGCUCCUCAGGGCCGCACACACAAGAUCCAGGGACAGAGGAAGACGACAACGCCAUGUGAGGAUGAAGUAGAAUCCCAGAAAAAGCGAGUAAAGCUGAUCCAUCACGGAGAGGAUGAUGAUGCCAACUGUGCAUUUGUCCGUCCUGAGAAAGUUAAAGAUGAUCAGUCAGCUAGCUCAAGAAUCAGUCUCUCGUCCUCCACCCUGGAGCGACUCUGGAGCUUCAGUUGCCAUAAGGAUCAAGAGAACAACAGGGAUCAUGGAACCUCCGAAGUUGUGGGUACGGCUGGCGAGAGCCAUACAACAGGACAUGGGGAUGGAACGAUGGACGGGGGCAAAUUGGAGCAAGAGGAAAAGGAACAAAGUCCCAGCGUCUCAGUUAAACAGCAGGGAUUGACCUUGAGUCAGUUUGCCAAGGCAGUCAGUGGUGGCUCUGGGGCUGGUAAUUCCCAAGAAAGCUCCAGUGAGACCAGUGCCACCAACAGGAGAACCAAAAGCAUCUAUACCCCUCUGGAGCAGCAGUUCCUAGAGAUCAAGGCACAGUACAAAGACGUCCUGUUGUGUGUGGAGUGUGGCUACAAGUAUAGGUUCUUUGGGCAAGAUGCAGAGAUUGCAGCAAAGGAGCUCAACAUCUUUUGCCACAUUGAUCAUAACUUCAUGACCGCCAGCAUCCCAGCCCACCGCCUCUUUGUCCACGUUCGGCGUCUGGUCUCCCAGGGUUACAAGGUGGGUGUGGUAAAGCAGACGGAGACAUCAGCGCUGAAGGCUGUCGGAGCUAACAAGAGCUCUCUCUUCACGCGACAGCUCACGGCGCUCUACACCAAGUCCACCUUGGUCGGGGAGGACAUGAACCCCUUAUUGAAGCUCGGAGAGCUGGAAGACGCGGAAGACGUGGUGGUGGAUGCACCUAAUAGCUAUCUGAUGUGCCUGAGCGAAAGCUUCAACAAGAAGACCAAGGAGCUCACCUUGGGUAUUGUGGCGGUGCAGCCCAGCACAGGGGACGUGAUGCUCGACUGUUUCCAGGAUGGUCCCACCCGUUCAGAGCUGGAAGCUCGCGUGCUGCGGGUCCAGCCUGUGGAGGUUCUGGUCCCAUCGGACGUCUCCCUGGAGACGGAGCGCUUGCUCCGGAGCAUUGCUUCGGCCAGCAUCCAGACAGGUGACAGAAUCCGCACCGAGAAACGCGACUGCUCCCAGUUUGACUUCCCAAACGCUCUGAAGACUGUCACAGACUUUUACUCGGGCCCGUCUGCUGGGACAGAUCCAGGAUCCCAGUCACUCUCCAGUCUGAUGAGCAUGGACUCUGCGGUGAUCUGCUGCCUUGGCCCAGUGAUCCAGUACCUGACAGAGUUUAACCUGGAAAGGGUCUUGCUCUGCACAAGCUCCUUCAGGAGACUUUCCUGUGAGGAAGAAGGCGUGAUGCUCAGCGCCACCACCAUGAGGAACCUGGAGAUCCUCUGCAACCAGACCGAUGGGACGGUCAAGGGGAGUCUGUUGUGGGUCCUGGACCAUACCCAGACCCCUUUUGGGAAAAGGCUGAUGAAGAAGUGGGUAACGCAGCCACUGAAGUGUGCCACGGACAUCCAGGCACGACAGGAUGCAGUGGCUGAGGUCCUCUCUUCUGAAUCGAGUGCCCUCCCCUCUGUCCGUGCUCUGCUGAGGCGGUUGCCUGACCUGGAGAGGGGAAUCUGCAGCAUUUAUCACAAAAAGUGCUCCACACAGGAGUUCUACCUCAUCAUCAGCACUCUCUCCCGACUGGGGACGGAGCUCCAGGCCCUCGUUCCAGUGGUCCAGUCCCAGCUGAGCAGCGCUCUCCUGAAAGACCUCCUCCUGGCUCUGCCCACACUGCUUGCUCCUUCCCAGAGCUUUGUGCACUUGCUGAAUGAGAAUGCUGCCAAGGCAGGUGACAAAACGCAGCUGUUUUCGGACCUAACGGAGUUCCCCGUCAUACGGGAGAGGAAAGAUGAGAUUGAAGCAGUUCUGUCUCAGAUCCUGGAGCACCGUCGUGAGGUGCGACUGAUUCUGAAGAACCCUUCCCUGGACUACGUAACUGUGUCUGGUCAAGAGUUUCUCAUCGAAGUGAAGAACUCCAUGGUGUCUUCGGUUCCAGGGGACUGGGUGAAGAUCAGCAGCACAAAGGCAGUAAGCCGCUUCCACACGCCCUAUAUCGCAGAGAGACACAAACGCUUGCUGCAGCUACGGGAGCAGCUGGUAAUUGACUGCAACCGCGAAUGGAUCAGCUUCCUUCAUCAGUUUGGUGAAUACUACCACGUGAUGAGAAAAGCUGUUUGUCACCUGGCAACGCUGGACUGCUUCUUCUCAUUGGCUGAUGUUGCAAGGCAAGGCAAUUACUGCAGGCCGGUGGUGUUGGAUGGGGAGAGGCAGAUUGUGAUCAAGGAAGGAAGGCACCCUGUCAUUGAUGUUCUGAUGGGAGAGCAGGACCAGUAUGUUCCCAAUGACACAAGUCUACAAGGAAAUGGCAGGAGGGUCAUGAUCAUCACUGGGCCCAACAUGGGGGGUAAGAGCUCUUACAUCCGUCAAGUGGCCCUCAUCACGAUCAUGGCCCAAAUGGGCUCCAUGGUACCGGCACAAGAAGCGAGAGUCGGCAUUGUGGACGCCAUCUACACCAGGAUGGGUGCAUCAGACAACAUAGCCAGAGGCAGGAGCACAUUCAUGGAGGAGCUGCUAGAGGCUUCGGAGAUCAUGUGUCGGGCAACGUCACAGUCCCUGGUCAUCAUGGACGAGUUGGGCCGUGGAACCAGCACCCACGAUGGCAUCGCCAUUGCCUACGCCGCCCUUGAGUUUUUCAUUAGAGAUGUGAAGUCCCUGACUCUCUUCGUUACCCACUACCCCCCGCUGUGUGAACUCGAGAGCCUCUUCCCGCAGCACGUGGGCAAUUACCACAUGGCCUUUCUGCUGAAUGAGCCAGACAGACACACUGACCUUGAGGAGGUGUCGCCUGAGUUCAUCACUUUUCUGUACCAAUUAACUGAGGGAGCAGCCGCCAGAAGCUAUGGAUUGAAUGUUGCCAGGCUGGCAGAGAUCCCAGAGCCCAUUCUCAGAACUGCUGCACUCAAGUCCAAAGAGCUGGAGGCUGUGGUCAACACCAGAAAAAGGAACAACAAGAAAGUGUUCUCUGAAGCCUGGGAUAUUAAAGAUAAAAAGACAUUAAUGGAUUGGAUACAGAUCAAUUCGUGACCCCUGUGUCACUGCUCAGGUAUCUCAGUGUUUUAGUUAAAACAAAGCGAUUUCUAGAUGAGUGAGCUCUCCCUGUUAUACAAGUGAACAAGCAAGUGAUGUUUGAUAUUUAUGGUAGUUUACUCAUUGUAGAGUAAGCUUUCCUCUAUCACAUUCAACUUUGAUCUAGGAAAUUUUUAAAAAUACAUUUCACAAUAUGAUUAGGGAUAUUUUGAAGAUGAUGCUGUGGUUCAGAAAGACACUACCUGUGAAUUAAAAAAAAAAAAAUGAACAAGUACUUUAUAGUUCCUGGAUAUGAGCUAGAAGCUCCUUCAUUCAAAGGAUUUGUCAUUUUAAAUCAGAAUCAAGUUUGUUAAAUUUCUAUU